Messenger RNA from Frieseomelitta varia, 2506 nucleotides. RefSeq names its product RAD50-interacting protein 1 (gene Rint1). NCBI's taxonomy places the organism in Eukaryota, Metazoa, Arthropoda, Insecta, Hymenoptera, Apidae. Gene Ontology annotation, biological process: endoplasmic reticulum to Golgi vesicle-mediated transport; retrograde vesicle-mediated transport, Golgi to endoplasmic reticulum; regulation of ER to Golgi vesicle-mediated transport. Bases 214 to 2418 code for a protein of 734 amino acids. The transcript has 12 exons. Gene Ontology annotation, cellular component: Dsl1/NZR complex. The record is from RefSeq and is a predicted model, not a curated record.
CUCCGUUCAUUUUUACAAAAAUAUUAAUUACAUCUGCAUAUUUCUAAAACUAAGUAAUUAUAUAAAUGAAAAUAGUAAACUACGGAGACUUACUAUUGGUCAUUCCACGGUAUAAUAACACAUUCACACGUGUCACAAAAUUCAGCACCAUAACCUUAAACUUAAACUGUCAAAUUUUUGACGUACAUAUUAUAAAAUAUCUACUGUAGCAUUAUGAUAGAUGCAAAGAAAACAAUUAUACAAAAAUUCAAUACGGAAUUGGGGAGCGAUUUAAAAGGCCUUAAUAAAAUAUACGAGUUUCACCAAUCUCUUAAUGAACAGAAAAGUAAAAUUGAGGAGUCGUUGUCUAUGGCAUCGACUGAAGCUCCGUCAAAAGUAAAAGCAGUUAUAGAAAGUGUUGAACAGAUAAGUAUUGAAUUUCAACAAUUGGAGAAAAGUUCUUCAGAGUUUAGAAGUGACAUACAAGAAACAAUGCAAGAAAAUGAUAAAAGCUUGCAAGAAAUGCAAAAAAUUAUUGAUGUUAUAAGUUAUUUGGAUAAAUCUCUAUCAUAUUUGAAUUUUAUUAAAUAUGUUGAGGACAUCAGCGAUGAAAUCCAAGUGUCUUUAACAAAUGGUAAUGAUGAAUCAACCAUCUCCUUAUAUGUAGAUCUUACAAAUAUUAGUUGUCAAUUAAGACCAUCAACUUGUCAUUAUCUCCAAAAUUAUGUUAAAGAAACUCUUCACUUUUGGCAUAAUCUUAUAAAGGAUAAAUUGUCUAAAGAAUAUAAUGAUAUACUGAAAACAUUAAAAUGGCCUUUUUGUGGUAGUAAUACAAAUACAUUACAUACUCCCAUGCCAGAGACAUUAACAAAAUUUAAGAUACUUACAGAAUAUUUGUUACAUUUACAGUUACCUGAAGAAUCUGCAAAGUGUGUGGUAACAUCAGUGUUAUUAACUGACUUUACUCCUGUGAGUUUACCAAUUUCACUGUUGAUAAGGCCACUUAGACAAAGAUUUAUAUAUCACUUCACAGGUUCUAAGUUAACAAAUCGGCAAGAUAAACCUGAAUGGUUUUUCACUCAAAUAUUAACAUGGAUUAAAGAUCAUGUUCAAUGGGUACAGAAAAACGUACAACCUGCUGCAAAUUCAAUAGGUUUUGAUCAUGUAGACAUGAAGGUAGAGUUCAUGCGAGCUUUAAUACAAUUAGCAGUUGAGAAACUUCAUUCUGAAUUAUCAAUAGUACAGUAUGAUGAUGCUCUAUUUGCUCAUUUAGUUGAUGAAGCUUUAGGUUUUGAACGAGAAUUGAGAGAGACCUUAUUUUAUCCUUCAACUCAACCAGCUACUGUUUUUGUACUUACACAAGCUCACAUAUUUGUAAAAUGGAUUAAUAUGGAAAAGAAGUAUGCAACCGAAAAAAUGGAUGCCAUUUUGAGUUCAAAUACAGCUUGGGAAAAAUUACCAAGUUCUGAUACUGAUGACAUGAAAGUAACUGAAUGUGCAGAUGCUUUUCUAACACUUCUUACUACAAUUUCUGAUAGGUAUAAGCAUUUACCUCAACCAGGACACAGGUUGCAAUUUCUUGAGCUACAAUUGGAAUUAAUUGAUGACUGGAGAGUAAGAUUGCUUCAAUUAUUACAUGAAAAUUAUGAAGAUCCUUUAACAUCUCUAAUGCCACGUAUUCUGAAUACAUUACAUUAUGUGGCAACUGUUUUAGAAGAGUGGGGUGUAACAGUGCACUUUUUACAAUUAUAUUUUUUUAAACAACAAUUUGAGGCAGCUGAAACUGCUAUGUUAAAAGGAAAUGAUAUUACUAAAAAUGUAGGAGAAGUUGAAGGUUCUGUAUUUGAUGAAGCUGUUGCUCUUUUAAGAAGAUUAGAAAAGAAAUUAAUAAAUGAAAUUAGUGAUUCUGUAGCUUUAGAUGUGAAAGCAAAAAGCAGACCAUAUAGAACAGAUAAAUGGUUUGCAAUGCAAUCUACUAAAGAAGUGGUUUCAUUAUCUGUGACACCAAGUGGCUAUUCUAUGUUUCAAGAAUUAGCAACACAACUUAAUCUAUUGCACAAUACACUUGCUUUACCAUUAUUUCAGCAGGCUUGGAAAAAUUUAGCUUCACAAUUCGAUCAAUUUCUUUUAGAAGAAGUUGUUCUAGUAAAUCAUUUUAACAUGGGUGGAGCUGAACAACUACAAUAUGACAUUUUCAGAAAUUUGUUUCCAUUAUUUGGCUUAUAUAUUAGUAAACCAGAAUCAUAUUUUCCUUUGAUUAAAGAAGCAUGUAUUUUGUUAAAUAUUAUGUUAGGUUCAGCAAUGUUACUUGGUGAAGCUCUCCACAACGAAGAUGAAAUUGCUACAAACAAAAUACUAGCAGAUGUUGGUAUUUAUAAAAUGUCUCCUGAACUUGCUUUAAAAGUAAUUGGAACAAGGACAGAUAUGACCUAUGUAUAAGAGUUUUACCUUAUACUAUUUUACAAAAAAUAAAAUUAUUUAAUUUUGUAUAUAGUGUACUAUAUCUAUUAUUUUUUGUAAUAAUGAA